AUGUUUGGACUCCUGUUGGUCUCAGUGCUGGUGGCUGGAGUUUUAGGCUGUGGGGUCCCCACCUAUCAGCCCAAAGGAAGCAGGGUGGUUGGAGGUGAAGAUGCGGUACCCAACAGUUGGCCUUGGCAGGUCUCUCUUCAGUAUCUUUCCACUAGUGGGUGGAGACACACCUGUGGGGGAACCCUGAUAGCCAACAACUGGGUAAUGACUGCCGCUCACUGCAUCAGCUCUUCUCGAACCUACCAAGUGGUGCUUGGGAGACACAGCCUGUCCACUAACGAGGAAGGAUCCCUUACUGUCAGUGUUUCAAAGAGUGUGGUCCAUGAGGACUGGAACUCUAACAAGCUUUCCAAUGGGAAUGACAUCGCCCUGCUCAAACUGGCCAACUCUGUAUCUCUAACCGAUGAGAUUCAGCUGGGCUGCCUGCCUCCUGCUGGCACAAUCCUGCCCAACAAUUCUGUCUGCUAUGUCACAGGCUGGGGACGGCUGCAAACCAAUGGAGCUCUCCCAGAUAUCUUGCAGCAGGGUCGCUUGCUAGUGGUAGACUAUGCCACCUGUUCCCUCCCCAGCUGGUGGGGCAGCUCAGUGAAAACCAACAUGGUGUGUGCUGGUGGUGAUGGAGUGAUCUCCAGUUGCAAUGGAGACUCUGGUGGCCCACUGAACUGCCAGGCAGAUGAUGGGCACUGGGAAGUACAUGGCGUCGUGAGCUUCGGCUCAGCACUGGGCUGCAACUACUACCGCAAACCCUCUGUCUUCACCCGGGUCUCCAACUACAAUGCUUGGAUCAGUAAGGUGAUGAAAGAAAACUAAACACAGGAACCCUGGGAAAUGGACCCAAACCCUGGCAAGACUCUAAAGGCAAA
Gracilinanus agilis (Agile Gracile Mouse Opossum) is the source of this 863-nucleotide messenger RNA. RefSeq names its product chymotrypsin-like elastase family member 2A. Gene Ontology annotation, biological process: proteolysis. NCBI's taxonomy places the organism in Eukaryota, Metazoa, Chordata, Mammalia, Didelphimorphia, Didelphidae. The transcript is spliced from 8 exons. The coding region runs from base 1 to 810 and encodes 269 amino acids. Gene Ontology annotation, molecular function: serine-type endopeptidase activity. The record is from RefSeq and is a predicted model, not a curated record.